Messenger RNA from Homalodisca vitripennis (glassy-winged sharpshooter), 676 nucleotides. RefSeq lists its product as uncharacterized. NCBI's taxonomy places the organism in Eukaryota, Metazoa, Arthropoda, Insecta, Hemiptera, Cicadellidae. The record is from RefSeq and is a predicted model, not a curated record. The coding region runs from base 10 to 591 and encodes 193 amino acids. The transcript has 4 exons.
CACAACACAAUGUGCUCGUGUUACUGGUGCCGCUGUGUUGCUGUAGUAGCCUGUCCCGGUAGACUGCUGCUUUUGUUAUCAUUGUGGAAUUGUCUCUCUUGUGUUCUUAGUUUUGGAGUUCCUUCUAUAUUUGGUUCUUACGUAAUAACCAUUAGGGAUAUACAAAACUGUAAAGAUGUUGGAAGUAAGGAUUAUUCUUUCUUUCCAAACGGUCCAAACUGUACCGAGUGUAAUACGAUUCUGGAGUUGAGGAUGCCGUUUGAUGAUCAAGUUUGGGGAAUUCACAAUGUAGAUAUUUGGGUAAAUGGAGGAUGGAAACUGUUGGGGAAAACCAACUUCACCAAAGGGUGUUCAGAUACUACAGAAGCUUUCCCCGAAUUCUUUGGUCUGUUUGAAGCCUACAAUAUUACCUUGUGUCCAGUGCCUAAGGGAAGAUACAACCUUAAGGAUUUCACCCUAAAGGAACUAAGAAUGUCCAAAUUCCCUAAACUACCGUACAGCAGAUACCGGGAUACUGUUGUCGCCUACAGAACGGGGAAGAGAGUUGGUUGCGUCAUCGUCACCUUCAAUAUUUCAUCAAGAACUCACUGAGAGUGUUUAUUGUUAUAUUAUAUUGUUGUGAGUGGACAAUAUAGUUGAGUACAUAAUUCUUAAUAAACCCCUUUUGUGACGUGUA